AUGGAAAAGAAGAAUAACCUUCAGUAUGCCGAAGCCGAGGUGGCACCGCCGGGCCCGGUAGCCUCUCCACUUAAGCGGCAUGUUGUCCGAUAUUGGUGGAUGUAUCUGACCAUUGUGUGUGUAACAUUUUUGCUUGUAGCAUUAUGUUUAAUAUAUGUGCUCGUGCCCCAGAUGGCCCAGCUGAAUAUAGAUAGGGCCUACUUGCAAUUUACUGACAUCCGAUUUAUUGUGCCCACACCCAGCUCAAUCACCUUAACCCAAACAGUGCUAUUGUACACGAAGACGCGAUUUACGCCCACAUUAAAACCCUUUGUGGCUUCCAUAUAUGCCGUCCACAACGGCUCAUACUCCAAAGUGCCCAUGACAACGGCGCGCUUUCCCGAGGUACACGCUAUUCAUCCCGUAUCAAUGACUCACUUAACAAACACAUUCCUAAACUUCUCGUCGGACGCUGAGCGUGAGGAAGUGGCUCGAUUCGCGACCCAGGUCCUCACGCAAGAUCGGGUUACUACGGCACUUGUGGGCCGUGGAAGCCUGCAACUAGGCGCCCUACCGCUCAUGACGGUGAACUACAAUAAAACUACCACAUUUCAAGGACUUAACGGACUCAAGGGCUUUGGGGUGAGCAAUGUAAAACUUGAUGUCAAGGCUGAGCCCGGGCAGCCAAAUCUUAGUGGGAUGGCUUCGUUUCCCAACCCCUCGGUACUAACAUUUGACAUGGGAAAUGUGACGUUUACCCUCUCGACUGCGGCGGCCGGGGUCGUCGGGCAGAGUUAUAUCGAGAACAUGACGAUCCGACCUGGUGUCAACAUCUUUCCCAUCCACAGUGUCAUCGAUUCUACCAAAAUAAUGCAAAGCUUGGAUCCCGGCUCCGAUACGGUGCAGAUCAUUAUCAUGGGGAAUACGGCCGUCUACCAUGGACAGUCCCUCACCUACUACGAAAAAUCAUUUGCUUUCAACAAACUCAGCCUCGCGCUGAACGUUUCGUCGGUUCUGGCCAAUAGCUAG
Blumeria graminis f. sp. triticale is the source of this 1008-nucleotide messenger RNA. The record is from the annotation of a GenBank genome assembly. NCBI's taxonomy places the organism in Eukaryota, Fungi, Ascomycota, Leotiomycetes, Helotiales, Erysiphaceae.